Gavialis gangeticus (Gharial) is the source of this 3018-nucleotide messenger RNA. It is a transcript of the gene ZFR2, whose product is annotated as zinc finger RNA binding protein 2. Gene Ontology annotation, molecular function: single-stranded RNA binding; double-stranded RNA binding. The transcript is spliced from 9 exons. The record is from RefSeq and is a predicted model, not a curated record. Gene Ontology annotation, cellular component: precatalytic spliceosome. NCBI's taxonomy places the organism in Eukaryota, Metazoa, Chordata, Crocodylia, Gavialidae. Bases 40 to 1257 code for a protein of 405 amino acids.
UUUUCUUACUUCUUUUCAUGAAGGCGGUAUGAAGAGGAAAUGUACUGGUGGCAAGUAGAGGAAGAGCAGUUAUACUGGGAAGAGCAACGGCGUCGGAUGGCUGUAGACUGGCAUCCACCCCCGCUUAUGGGCAGGCCUGGCAUGGCUGUUCCACUUUUCUUGUCUACUAGAUGUCCAGAUUCUUCAAAUGACCGUCACAUCAUGACAAAGCACUCUAGUAUCUACCCAACAGAAGAAGAGCUGCAGGCCAUCCAGAAAGUAGUCUCCCAUUCUGAACGUGCACUUAAGCUCGUCUCUGAUUCAUUUACAGAGCAAGAAUCUGAAAAAAAGGAAGAAAAUGAAGAGAGAGGAAAAGCAGACGAUGUGCCCCGAAUUCUGAAAGGUGUAAUGCGAGUUGGCAUUCUGGCAAAAGGGCUUUUGCUUCGAGGAGACAGGAAUGUUCAUCUGAUCUUAUUGUCUGCCCAGAAACCUACGAUCUCUCUCCUCCAGAAUAUCACAGAGCAGCUGCCUAAGCAACUUUCAGUAAGGACAUUAACUGAGGACAAGUAUGAAGUUUCAUCUGAUGCUGCAGAAGCGACUAUAGUCAUCUCAUCAUGCAAGGAACCAAAAAUGCAGGUCACAAUUUCAGUUACAUCUCCCCUCAUGAGAGAAGACACUCCUGUUGACAAAGAAGCCGCAACAGAAUCGCAGCCUGACCCCUGUGAUGUUUUGAGCCAGCAUAAAUGUCUAGAAUCGUUGGCUGCCCUCCGUCAUGCUAAAUGGUUCCAGGCUAGAGCUAAUGGACUGCAGUCUUGUGUAAUUAUCAUCAGAAUUCUGAGAGACCUAUGCCAGCGUGUACCAACCUGGGGGGCACUACCAGACUGGGCAAUGGAACUUCUUGUAGAAAAGGUUUUAAGCAGCGCAUCAAGCCGUCUAAGACCUGGUGAUGCCAUGCGACGAGUUCUCGAAUGUGUAGCCACAGGAACACUCUUGAUGGAUGGACCUGGACUACAAGAUCCCUGUGAGAAAGACAAAAUGGAUGCUUUAGAGACAAUGACCAGUCAAGAACGAGAAGAUGUUACAGCUAGUGCACAGCAUGCUUUAAGAAUGCUAGCUUUCAGGCAGAUACACAAAGUACUUGGAAUGGACCCUUUGCCGCCUCCUAAAAAUAGACUUAAUGAACGCAACAGGAAAAGGAGACGAGACGUCAGUGAGACGACAGAGGGCGAGGGCGACGGGAAGAAAGACAAAAAAGAGGAAGAUGACAGUGAUGCCUAACCACUGCUGUGGCAGUCAUCAGGACAAAGUUCACAUUGCUUUAAUUUUUAAUAUAGAAGCUGCUGUUUCGUCUGACAUUUGACAAUUGUACUAUUUUUUUCCUUGAAAUAAUGUAUUGUAGGUGUUUUAAAUGGUGCUUAAAUCAUUGCUGAAAUUGCAUCAUUCCACAGUGGUAAAGUUGCUCUGGCAACAGUUCUUCUUCUUCUAUUAUGUCCCUUCCUAUCCACCCCACUACAAAAGAAAGUACCCAUAGCAGAACAGGUGGACUAAGGCAGGCAUUUUUUUUAAAUCUGACAUUUCUUGUAAGCUCAUAAAUGCCCCAUUACAUGUGAUGCAGGGGUGUCAAACUCAGCUGCUAUCCCAGGCUGGAUCCAGAUCCAGAAGCUCUGGCCCCCGCCAUGUGCCAGAGCCAGAGCUGCCACUGCUGUAUGCCGCAUGCCAUAGUGGCAGCUCCAACUCUGCCUCCACCACAAGUCACACAGCAGGGUACUGACAGCUGGGGAGGUAGGGCCAUGGCAGUGAUGACAGGCAGUGCAGCUGUGGGGGGUGGGGGGCAACUGGAGCUCUGUCAGCCCUUGCUUGCUCUCCUGCCACUGAUCGCCAGGCCCACCGAGGUCUAAGAGUCCCGGAUUCUGCAGCAGCCUGCUUCCCCAGCCCCCCACCAGGCAUUGCCCCAGACCUGCUGGUAGCCCAGCAGGCUAGACAAAGGAGCUCUGUAGGCUGGAUUUGGCCUGCAGACUGCAAGUUUAACACCCUUGAUGCAGAGAAAAGCACAGGGUUAUUGUAUUAGUGUCUUUAAAGAUGCUUCCUUGUUCACUUUAGAUUUUCAGCCUCAAAUUGGAGUACAUUUGUAACCUGAUCCGGAGUGUCUGAAUGGACAAGAUUUUGGGGGUUGGGAGGGGCUCUUGCACUUUAUGAGCUCCCAUUUUGGAGCAGUACAGAGGUACAUAAACCAUUUUCUUAGCUAUUUUGGGGUGGAAAAAAAAAAGCCAACUUAUAAGUGACAGUUGGGAGUGGAAAUGAACCUGCAGAGAUAGCAAAGCAUUAAAUAUUUAAUUGCCUUGGAUUUGCAGUUCUCCAUUAGACAUGGUAUGCUUUAAAACAUCUCUGUAACAUGCUACCUAAAAAUGAAAAAAUAAUAGUUUCUCUUGUUUAGUACUGUGGUUAAAAACUUUGCAGUUUUCUUUAGAGAGUGUUAAAUAUCUUCCAGCAGAAAUGGCAGCCUAAGUGCCACAUUAAACCAUCAGAAGUGGUAACAGAAUCAGAGCGCUAACUUUCUAAUACAUGUUGUUUAAUAGUAUCACCUAACCACAGGGAGAUUCUCUGUGUCUCAAUGAGUGCCUUCUAAAGAGAAGUGGCCAGGACUCUCACAAUGAAAAGCUAUUCCGUAGUGUCUGAGGACUUUUCCUUUCCUUUCCUUUCCUUUUCUACAGUUUUAACUCUUGUCAGUUUGUGCAGGCAGGAAUCUCUCAAAAAUAGAAAAUUCCAGGCACUGAUGGACUUACUGUUAUAGUCUACCACUUCACAAAACCUGAUGCUGAGCAAAUGAGGGUGUCUUUAAUUCCAUAGAGGGAAAUGGGGAUAAAGGAAUCGGUCUUGGCCCUUGGGUGGAAUUCUCUCACUCUUUAGAUGCCUAAAUGGCACUGAAUAGCUGUGUAAAUGGCAUUUUUGGCAUGUAUGCACAGUGUGCAGUUCUGUUACCAAUGUGUCUGCAUGGCUACUGAGAGUGCGUAGUAGUGUAUGCACUAGCCAGGCAGCAAA